This is a messenger RNA of Staurois parvus, 669 nucleotides long. NCBI's taxonomy places the organism in Eukaryota, Metazoa, Chordata, Amphibia, Anura, Ranidae. The record is from the annotation of a GenBank genome assembly.
AUGAGUUCCUAUUUUGUCAACUCCACUUUCCCGGUAACUCUGCCUGGUGGGCAGGAACCCUUCCUAGGACAGAUCCCCCUGUACUCCUCCGGCUAUGCGGAUCCUUUAAGACACUAUUCUGCAGGCUAUGGGGCCUCUGGAGUGCAGGAAAAGGGCUAUGCUUCCUCCUCUUAUUACCAGCAGGCGAAUGGAGCCUACAGCCGGACAGGGGCUUGUGACUAUGGCGCAGCCGGAUUCUAUAGGGACAAGGAGGCUUCCUGUGCCAUGUCCUCCCUGGAAGAGCAGACGCAGUACAGCCAUGAGCAGCGCAAACCGGACUGUGCACACACCAAGCUGCUCUAUGACGACCAGGACGACGCCAAGGGCUCCACACCCGUCUACCCCUGGAUGCAGAGGAUGAACUCCUGCAAUAGUUCAGUAUUUGGGCCCAGUGGAAGAAGAGGAAGACAGACCUACACCAGAUACCAGACUCUGGAGCUGGAAAAAGAGUUUCACUUCAACCGCUACCUGACCAGGAGGCGCAGGAUCGAGAUCGCCCACUCCUUGUGCCUGACUGAGCGACAGAUAAAGAUCUGGUUCCAGAACAGAAGGAUGAAAUGGAAAAAGGAGAGCAAAUUACUCAACUCUUCCCUACCGAGCGCAGGAGAGGACGAGAAAAGCGCAGAGUGA